UGCGUUGAUUCGUUUUUCUUCCCAGUGCUACAAGACAUGUACUAUGUUUGCGAUCGUAUUCUACAGUUUUAUUGUUGUGAUUCUCGAGCAACGCAAUCGCUAUAGGGGGGUUAGCUUCACUGUUUCUCGUUUUAUGAGCGGGUUCCGAUCGUUUUCAGACUGAUUCUUGACCACAGAGUCAUAGAGCACUGGCAGUAACAACAACAACAACUUUAUUGCGACAUGAUGAAUGGCCAUGAAUGUUUCAUCGCCAGGGGGAUACUCUUCCCCAUUGCAGGCGGCGAUGCGGGGACUGAAAUAAUGAGCCCUUUCACAAUAACGCUUGUGGGAACCACAACUUGUGUUGCGCGCCCCGAGGGGGCGUUGCUUACUGUGAUAUGCUGAUAGCAUUGCGGGGGGCGAGGAAAAAAUGGGAUAAAAAGCGGACCAUGGAGCUCGUCAGGGAGAGCUGCGUUGUCUGGCAGUCGCCUGGGGCAUCCUGAACGAAGGCACACACAGCAAUGAAGAUUGUCUCGUUGCUCCUGUGUAUCUCUCUUGCCAUUGAUGCCAACGCCGACGCCAAAAUCGACGAAUCGAACAGAUAUGUGGACAAAUUACUCCAGCAAACCAUCCCACAAGGAGGCGGAGUGUUAGGAGGGUCGCGUCUCGAUGGAUUCCGGAUCAAGAUCGACAAGAAAUCAAGUCUUAUGAUUGGCACUAAAGGACAUAUCCUAAUUAAUACACUGAAGGAGGUGGAAGUGAAUAUGAACGACGGCAUCGUCAGCGGUCUUCACGGACUCAAAAGGCUGGGAGACUGUUCACCACCCAUGUGGCAACUUGGCAGUGUUGUCGUGUCCUGCUACGUUUCCCUGAACGGCGUUACAGCCAACUACAGAGGAAAAAUCGCACGCAAGAAAAAAGUGUCAUUUUUACCCACCAGUUCCCAUGAGGAUGAAAUCACAGCUGAAGCUGUUAUGAUGGACGCCAAGGCUUUCAUCGAGGUGUCCGGAGCACCAGAUGGUCAACCGACCGUGUCUUCCUGGAGUGUGAUGCCUUACCACCUCGACAUGAGCUACUCCAAAUCCUAUGAGGAUGUGUACUCUGCUCUGAAACGCAAGCUUCGGAAACAAUUGGAAGAACACAUCAGGGAAAGACUUGACAGCUUCCUCUACGGUCAACUGAAGCGUGGCCUUGAAACCGCUGUUCGGGUUGAUCCCCUGCCGAUGCCCUCAAGCACGUAAGACUUCAAAAACCCAGAGGUGCGAAUAAAAUAUCUAACA
Ornithodoros turicata is the source of this 1259-nucleotide messenger RNA. RefSeq lists its product as uncharacterized. NCBI's taxonomy places the organism in Eukaryota, Metazoa, Arthropoda, Arachnida, Ixodida, Argasidae. The transcript has 4 exons. The coding region runs from base 501 to 1220 and encodes 239 amino acids. The record is from RefSeq and is a predicted model, not a curated record.